This is a messenger RNA of Rotaria socialis, 1746 nucleotides long. Lineage: Eukaryota; Metazoa; Rotifera; Eurotatoria; Philodinida; Philodinidae. The record is from the annotation of a GenBank genome assembly.
AUGCAUCAAUAUUCAAGUGUUGAUGUUACUGCCCUGGAUGAUCAACAAGUAAAAAGUGAAAAAGUAACCGUCAAUCUGUUAUUAGUAAAAGAAAAUGCUGAACAAAAAAAAUAUGCUUUAACAGUAAAAGAUGGUACAUCCACUAUAAUAACAAUUAAUUUGGACGAAUCACUUGAAAAUGUUCGCUCUGGUUUGACGGGUACUAUUAUUAGUUUACCAAAACAAAAACAUCUUUCAUAUUUAUUAAAAUUUUCAAAUCAAGGAGAUGUAACAAGUUUCAAUAAACUUCUAUUAUCUAUUAAAUUGGGUAAAAAUAUUGAAGAGAAUGUAUCAUGUCAAUUCGAUGAACGUACAGAAGAAUCAUCAGCAGUACAAUAUUUUCAAUUUUACGGUUAUUUAUCACAACAACAGAAUAUGAUGCAAGAUUAUAUACGUACAUCAACUUAUCAACGAGCUAUUCUUGACAAUUCCAUUGAUUUUGCGGGCAAAGUUGUACUUGAUGUUGGUGCAGGUUCAGGUAUUCUAUCUUUUUUUGCUGCUCAAGCAGGCGCAAGAAAAGUUUAUGCUGUUGAAGCAAGUUCUAUGGCUCAGCAUGCCAAAACUCUUGCUGAGAAUAAUCAUCUAGGUCACUGCAUACAAGUAAUUGCGGGUAAAAUAGAAGAGGUAACAUUGCCUGAAAAAGUUGAUGUUAUUAUAUCAGAACCAAUGGGUUAUAUGUUAUAUAAUGAACGAAUGUUAGAAACAUAUUUGCAUGCAAAAAAAUGGCUUAAACCAAAUGGUAAAAUGUAUCCAACAACAGGUGAUCUUUAUGUAACACCAUUUACUGACGAAGCUUUGUAUAUGGAACAAGUUGGUAAAGCUAAUUUUUGGUAUCAACAAUCAUUUUAUGGUGUUGACUUAACUACAUUACGAGAUUCAGCAUUAGAUGAAUAUUUUAAGCAGCCAAUUGUUGAUAACUUUGAUAUUCGAAUAUGUUUAGCACGACCCAUUAAAUACACAGUAAAUUUUUUAACAGCACACGAAGAAGAUUUACAUGAAAUAAAUAUUCCAUUAUCAUUUCAAAUGACAACAGCAGCUGUGGUACAUGGUUUAGCAUUUUGGUUUGAUGUUUCAUUUAAUGGAACAAGUUCACAAGUAUGGUUAUCAACUGCACCUACGCAACCUUUAACACAUUGGUAUCAAGUUCGAUGUUUAUUUAUGAAGCCACUUACAGUUAAUCUAGGAACAACUAUUAAAGGUCAUGCUAUAUUAAAUUCAAAUCGAAAACAAAGUUAUGAUGUUGAAAUAUUUCUUCAAAUUGAUGGAACAACAAUAUCAGUUAAAAAUAUACUUGAUCUUAAAAAUCCAUAUUUCAGAUAUCCAAAUCAACCGAUGCAAGUACCACCUGGACAAUAUCAUGAAUCACCAACAGAGCAAUAUUUUAAUGGAUUACAAAAUGAACAAAUGGCUAUGAAUAGUGGAACAAUUCAUUCAAAUACAAAUAUGUUUAGUCAAAAUUGCAAUGUGAAUAAUAAUAAUAAUAUGAACUCAAGUGGCGAUUACGAUGGAAAUUCAUUGAACAAUAUUGUUACAACUUUUCCAAGAGAUAAUACUCAUCAUUUUACGUUGCCAUGUGCAUCUUCUAAUCAUUCCGAUAAAUCAACUGCAUUUUCUUCGACAACUACUCAAAUGACAAAUGGAUUCGUUUCAUUCGCUAAUACAACAGAUGGAAAUCAUUUUACGCAGCAAUCUAGUACCAAAACAUAA